This is a messenger RNA of Labrus bergylta (ballan wrasse), 889 nucleotides long. NCBI's taxonomy places the organism in Eukaryota, Metazoa, Chordata, Actinopteri, Labriformes, Labridae. The record is from RefSeq and is a predicted model, not a curated record.
GGAGGGAGAGAGAGAGAGAGAGAGAGAGAGAGAGAGAGAUUAGAGCAUCAGGGAGAGGGAGAGAGGGAGGCUGCAGAUAUCGAUGGCAUUAACAAUGGAAUAUUAGGAUCCACUGAGGUGAUAGUCAGCCAUACAACGGCUGAGGGUAAAGAUAUUUGAGGAGGGGGGCUCCUCCUCUCGGUGAGCACUGGGGGAGGAGGAGGAGGAUGGGCCUCGAACACAGACUUGCGAUGGCACUGCAAAAAUUGGAUUAAAGCAGUAUGCUGGACAAGAGUGAGGUGGCAACUCUAGGCCUACCCCCCAACACCAGCCAUGGAGGCUCUGACAGUAACAUCAGUGCAGAUGGAGUGGGGGCAGCGGCAGCAGCGGCAGCAGCAACAUCAGCGUCAGCGUCAGGGGUCACAGCAGGCAGUGCAGAGUGUUCGGGGGCCGGCGAGCCGCAGCGGACCCGUGUUGCUCUGGAGCACUUGCAGCAGAAGGUCCUGAAGGUCACCGAGCAGAUCCGCGUGGAGCAGGAGGCCCGUGAUGACAAUGUCGCAGAGUACCUGAAGUUGGCCCACAACGCAGACAAACAGCAGGCAUCCCGCAUCAAGCAGGUGUUUGAGAAGAAGAACCAGAAGUCCGCACAGACUAUCGCACACUUGCACAAGAAACUAGAGCACUACCACAAAAAACUCAAGGAGAUAGAACAGAACGGACCAGCCCGCCAGCCUAAGGAUGUCCUGCGGGACAUGCAGCAGGGAUUAAAGGACGUCGGGGCCAACGUACGAGCUGGAAUAAGUGGUUUUGGAGGGGGAGUAGUUGAAGGAGUCAAAGGUGGAGUAUCUGCCCUGACUCACACAGCUGUGGUCUCCAAGCCCAGAGAGUUCGCCAGUCUCAUAAGGAACAA